Messenger RNA from Schistosoma rodhaini, 2128 nucleotides. The record is from the annotation of a GenBank genome assembly. Lineage: Eukaryota; Metazoa; Platyhelminthes; Trematoda; Strigeidida; Schistosomatidae.
ACCUUGAGGCAUCGGUGACCUACUGCUAUUAGACGUGGAAUCCCGUCAAGUGAAAGAGCUACAAACAACCUAAUGAAAUAUUAGCAUCUGAUAUGCCCUCAAUUUUCUUUUCUUCUAAAACAGCGAACUUACGAGGGCACUCUGAAUAAGUUCACAAGUCCAGAACAAACUACUUGUUAGCAGAAUCACGACUUUACCAUAUAAUCAUCAAUGAAUGGAGUUCUCUACCUCCGUUGGUAAACAAUUUCAAGAGAAAGUUGGAUAAACUGAGAAACCGCCAUUACGAAGACUGACACAGGACACAUAACCUUCUGUCCUUUCAGAACUGAAACUGAUUAGAUUUAAGGUUUAGCGCUCUUUCAAAUGACAGUGCAAUAUAGCCAACUCGUCCUAACUGGGGGCCCGGGUGUAUUUUUCAAAUUGCUAUUAAAAUGGAGAGGAUGUAUUUUCAAACUGAUAUACAUCGAUGUUAUUGUUUUCAUGGCUCUGUAUGCAUUAAUCACUUGUGUAUACCGUUUCGCUCUGUCAGCUGAAUGGCAAAGAACCUUUGAAGAUAUUAUAAUAUUUACCAGAAGCUUCCAAGGUUUAAUCCCAGUUUCUUUCAUUCUUGGCUUCUAUAUCGAUAAUGUCUUCACGAGGUUUUGGAGACUAUUCAUGACCAUCCCAUGGGUGCUAAAGUUCGCCAUUUCAAUUUCUGGGCAUCUUUCUGGAAACUCUGAACGUGCUCGUUUAAUGCGACGAACAUGCUUUCGGUACAUGAUGUCAAGCCUAGUAAUGACAUCCACACGUCUCAACUUAAUUGCCAAGAAGCGUUUCCCUACACCAGAAUUCUUCGUCGCGGCAGGAAUACUUACAGAAGAAGAGUUGGAUAUUAUGAGUGUUAGUCCCAUUCAUGUUCAACCGUUUGUUCCAGUAGUAUGGACUACUUCCCUCGUCACUCUUGCCGGAAAAGAAGGCUUUAUUACGAAUCAUCAUGCCUUGGUGUCCAUCAUCGAUGAAAUAAAUAACUUUCGUCAGGGUCUGUUGGAUAUGUUUAUGAUCGAUUUUGUUUGCAUCCCAUUGGUUUACACACAGGUCGUCACAUUGGCAGUGUACAUUUAUUUCAUAGCCUCACUUGUUGGUCGUCAGUUUAUAAUCGAUAGUUCGCGAACAAAUUCACAAGGUCUCUAUUUUCCUUUCUUUAUGUUCCUAGAGUUCAUAGUGUAUAUGGGAUUGUUAAAGGUUGCCGAAACACUGGUUAAUCCUAUGGGGGAAAAUGACGAAGAUAUUGAUAUUAAUGAGGUGAUAGAUUUUAAUUGGAAAACUGGAUGGUGUAUUGUUGAUGGAAUGAAAACAAGCGCUCCAGCUAUUGUACGAGAUUUCCACUGGCAACAGUCCGUCAUCGAAUUACCCCACACACAGGAAUCCAAACGACUGGCUUCUCGCCCAUUUAGAGGAUCGACAUAUAACAUAAACAUUCCUUUCACUCCUGAUAUGAUUGGAUCUGCACUAUCUUUAUCACUAAUUGGUCAUUCACAAGAUUUAACAACUGCGCGUCAUUUAACUCGAAAUAGUACGAUAAAUAUUCCUACUAGGUUGAUCCCAACUGAGAGCGUUGUUCCCAGCGAAACUGAUAAUAUGUCGAGAAUGAAUGUUUUGGAUGAUCAUACGGCUAUGGAUACUGGGUUAUUAACUGUUACUCCUAAUACUCCCGCAGUAAACCGUCUUCUUCAUGAACCAAUAAAGGAGGAAGAUGAAGAACGUGAAGAUGACGAUCAGUCUUACAGCAGGUCCAAAACAACGAUGAUACUAUAAAUCUUUAAGACUUAUAAUAAUGAGUAACAUCUGAUAUUUGUGUCAUCUCACUAACAAGGUAUUUAUACCUUGCAUGUUUAACUCGCAAUCUUACCUGUAAUCUCAUGAAGUAACUUUUAUCUUAUUGUACUUAAUCGGUUGAAUAUUUACGCAAUGUAAACGUUUAUGCUAUUCACUAUUUGGGUUGUGAUUACUAAUAAACAUACACGUAGGUUAUAUCUAUGGGUUUUCAGCUUUCCAUAUAUGGUAACAAGUCUAUUAUUUUUAUCUAUUAUAGACAACGGGUUUUUUUAUCAACCUCAUAAAUUACGUUCAUACAUAAUUCAAAUGAAAA